Messenger RNA from Cygnus olor (mute swan), 2257 nucleotides. Its product is annotated as actin-like protein 9. Gene Ontology annotation, biological process: axonogenesis; cell motility. The record is from RefSeq and is a predicted model, not a curated record. The transcript has a single exon. Gene Ontology annotation, cellular component: synapse; NuA4 histone acetyltransferase complex; membrane. NCBI's taxonomy places the organism in Eukaryota, Metazoa, Chordata, Aves, Anseriformes, Anatidae. Bases 899 to 2164 code for a protein of 421 amino acids. Gene Ontology annotation, molecular function: nucleosomal DNA binding; protein kinase binding.
UGCGUAUAACCACAAAGGAGCUGCUCGAGGCACACUGUGCCAUGAAGGAUCCCCCAGGUGCUGGCUUCUAGCCAAGCAGCACUAGAAGAAACAGCAAAGCGAGCCCAGCAACAGCCACAACCCACCCCCAGGACAUGACAGCUGGCAUCAGACAAGGCUGGGUGUCGCGCUCACUUUUCCUCCACACUCUUGCCAAAAAGCAGCCAACACCACUGGGCAUCGCGUGUGGCGUUACUGACAUUCUGCUUGGGACACAGAGGCAGUGACUGCCCAGCCGUGGGGCUGAAGGGGCCUCUCUGCUCUCCAGUGAAUCUCCGCGGGGCUGGGAGCCUCGCUGCAGCCCAGAGCCUGCACCCCAGCAGCAGGAGCACGCUUUCACCCAAGACUGACCGCAGAGCCCAGUGUGUCACAAUGCAAACGCCACCGUCCCACUCCCACGGGCAUUUCUACGUCUGUAGUGAUGCUCCUGCAUCCGUUGCUAAUCCAUUAUUCAGAGGGUGCCAGACCAAACAGCGGCAGCCACUCCCAGCCCUGCAGUGUUUGAGGAUGGCAGCAUUUCCCCAGGGAAUGUGCAGCACCCACCGCGCAGCCAGGAGGGCUUCACCAGCCAAGAGCGCACAGCUUGAUCCUGCUUAUAAAGGGGGGCAGGGAGGUGUGACGUUUGCUCAGGACCCCCCAGAAGGGCAGAACUCUGCCUGUUUUGGGGCAGACAGGAGGCCGGGAGGGAGCCUGGGACAUGGACACACGGGGCAUGCGCUGACACCACCUCAGCCCUGGCUGAUGUCACAGUUCCCUCUGCAACAUCACAAAUUGUUGGGUAUUCUGCCCAAGCCUGCUCAGUGGGAAGCCAAGCUCCCUUUCCCAAGGAGGGCUGUGCAGGAGGCCACAGGCAGGUGGGAUGGGAUCUUCCCAGGAUGAGGACUCUCUGGGGACAGGGACUUGCUCCCCAAUAUCUUCCCUGCAUGAAUGCCACCAGGAUGAGCUGGGGCUGAGGUCUGUAAGCAGCUUCUCUUCCACCACCAUCAGCUCCUUCUUGAGUGAGGACCUGGGGCUGAGAAAAGGACCAGUCGUGAUCGAUAUGGGCACAAGGAGCUGCAGAGCAGGAUUUUCUGGACAUCAGACACCCAGUGCCGAAAUCAGCACCCUGGUGAGCCACACCACGGUGUGGUCCGAGGGCCUGGAAGAAACCAGAUCUGAGGCUUUUACUGGGGAGGAAGCCUUGCUUUACCCAGACACUGAAAUCAUUGAGGUGAUGCAGAAUGGCAUCAUCAUCAACUGGGAGGCAGCUGAAACCCUGUGGCAGCACAUGUUCGAGCACAAGCUUGGGGUGCCCCCUGAGGAGCAUGCGCUGCUCAUCACGGAGCCCCCACUCAGCCCCACCCGUGGACGGGAAAACGUGGCAGAGGUGGCCUUUGAGUCACUGGGCUCCCCUGGCAUCUUCAUGGCCCCUCAGCCCGUCCUUUCCACCUAUGCCCAUGGCAGAACCAGCGCCUUGGUGGUGGACAUCGGCCACGUCGUCACCCACGCUGUGCCAGUCCACGAUGGGAACUGCUUGGCUUAUGCCACCAAGAGGACGGACGUGGCAGGGUCAUGCCUCACCUGGUACCUGACAAUGCUUCUGGGGGACAUGGAGCACACUCUUGGCGAUUGGGUGUCCCCCGUGGUGGAAGACGUCAAGCAUACAUGCUGCUAUGUCACUUUCGACCCCGGUAAUGAGUGCCUCCUCCCACCCACCAGCUGCACUCUGGAUUUUACCCUGCCCGAUGGCCAGACCAUCAGCCUCGGCAAGGAGAGGUUUCAGUGCCCAGAGGUGCUCUUCAACCCCCUACCGACUUGGGGGGAUUCCUACAUGGGCAUCCACGAGAUGGCCCAGAGAAGCCUCGACCUGCUUCCGGAGGACAUCAGGUCAGUGAUGCACAGAAACAUCCUCCUGUGUGGAGGGUCCUCGCUGUUUGAGGGGCUGCCAAGGAGGCUUGGCAGUGAGCUGGCUCAGUGCCUACCCCCCGGCACUGAGGUGGAGGUGGUGGCUGUGCCGGGACGGAGGCACGCGGCCUGGAUGGGGGGCUCUGUCCUUGCCUCCCUCACGAACUUCCAGUCGUGCUGGAUCCGCAGGGACGAGUACUACGAAGAGGGGCCAUGCAUCGUCCACCAGAAGUGCUUCUGAGGCAAUGCCCCAUGCCGGGCAAUGAGCAUUUGCUUGAUUUUCUCACUGCUACAGGCCAUGCAGCAGGAAACAGUAAUAAAAUAUUUUAUUCUA